Musa acuminata AAA Group (dessert banana) is the source of this 2753-nucleotide messenger RNA. Its product is annotated as probable protein phosphatase 2C 59. Gene Ontology annotation, biological process: peptidyl-threonine dephosphorylation. The record is from RefSeq and is a predicted model, not a curated record. NCBI's taxonomy places the organism in Eukaryota, Viridiplantae, Streptophyta, Magnoliopsida, Zingiberales, Musaceae. The transcript has 11 exons. The coding region runs from base 350 to 1018 and encodes 222 amino acids. Gene Ontology annotation, molecular function: ATP binding; ATP hydrolysis activity; cation binding.
GACCUAAGUAUAUGCGCAUUCAUACAUUUUAACCUCUAGAAAACCCACCGCCUCCCCCCACCAUUAAUCCGCUGUUUCCUCCUUCGACGUUUCUUCCCCGUUGCCAGCGAUCGAAACCAGAGCUCGGCGUCUCCUCUCUCUCUCUCUCUCUGUCUCUCGGUGAAGGAUCUCUUCAUCUGCCCUCUUUUCGUUUUGGAUUUCGAGAUUGCUUCCGUCGAUCGACGUGGUAAACGUUUGUGGGAAAUCGGGCAUGGGUUUCUUUCCAGGCUGAUUGGAUCGGCCUUCUUGUUUCGGUGGGAUCUUCCCUCACUUUGAUCUUUGUUUGGGGGGCGAAGAUUUCGGAGGGAAGAUGGGGUAUUUGAACUCCAUCAGCGGGCUUCAAGCAGACGGUGCUCCGGUCAGCGGGGGAGGACUCAGUCAAGAUGGGAAGUUUGGUUAUGAGUAUGCAAGCUGUCCACGGAAAAGAUCUUCAAUGGAAGACUUCUAUGAGACGCUAAUUGACAGCGUUGAUGGAGAAAUUGUUGGCUUGUUUGGGGUCUUUGAUGGUCAUGGCGGUGCCCAAGUAGCGGAGUAUGUUAAACAAAACCUCUUCGGCAACUUACUCAGGCAUCCAAAGUUCAUUACCGAGACAAAAUCAGCUAUAGCUGAUGCAUACAACCACACGGACGCAGAAUAUUUGAAAUCUGAGAACAGCCAGAACCGAGAGGCGGGUUCAACUGCAUCAACAGCUGUCCUUGUUGGUGAUCGUUUGCUCGUUGCAAAUGUUGGGGACUCUAGAGCUGUCAUAUGUAGAGGAGGAGAUGUUGCAAACAAGUCCUUUUCUGAGGCAAACAGUUGUGGCAGUUGUAGCCAGAACCGAGAGGCGGGUUCAACUGCAUCAACAGCUGUCCUUGUUGGUGAUCGUUUGCUCGUUGCAAAUGUUGGGGACUCUAGAGCUGUCAUAUGUAGAGGAGGAGAUGCUAUAGCUGUCUCAAGGGAUCACAAGCCUGACCAAACAGAUGAGAGAGCAAAGGAUUGAGGAUGCUGGGGGCUUUGUAAUGUGGGCUGGGACAUGGCGUGUCGGUGGUGUUCUUGCCGUUUCUCGUGCAUUUGGUGAUAGGCACCUGAAACAGUUUGUUGUCGCAGAUCCAGAAAUUCAUGAGGAAGCGGUUGAUGGAUCUCUCGAAUUCCUCAUCCUUGCAAGUGACGGAUUGUGGGAUGUUGUCACGAAUGAGGAGGAGGUGGUAGCUAUUGUCAAACCCCUACAAGAUCCAGAACAAGCAGCAAAGAAACUGUUACAGGAGGCCUAUCAAAGAGGUAGUUCUGACAACAUCGCUUGUGUCGUGGUACAGUUUCUUGGCUAGCCUUGAUAACACAACCGAGCAGCAAUAGCCCACUGCCGACGACGCUUUCAGCAGAGCAGCGAGAACAGAAAAAAGGAGAUGAAAAGUUGGUCCACCGGGGAAAUGGAGGAGGGUGCCGAAAGCGGCGUUAAGACGUGGAUCCUGGCAUUUCUCUUUUGUCGAGGACUAGCGUAGAGAUGCCGCAACGUCGAAGCUGCUGCCUCGCUCCUCCAAGUAAGUAGCUCUUUUCUUGGCCCUGCCUUCCCGUUGCACGGUCUCAGAUAGAGAGACCGGCAUUCUUCCUCCGUGCGCUCCACUUGCAGUCUCGGCACGGGCUGAGGCCGUUUCUCAAGUACAGGAGGCUGCGAGUCAGGUGCACAUGGGUUGGGUCGAAAGUCCCUAGCGAUGUUGCGAUGGCGACAAAAUGGCACCCGCAGACUGUCUCUCAAGUCUUCCCGAUCGCGACGUAUAAGAGAAGAAGGGCGAUAGAUUGAUGGAUGGAGGAAUCGAGAGAGAGGCAAGUGAUGGCGUUCGAGUGGGAAUGGAACUCGAUAUGGCAGUUGUUUGCGACGCUGGUGUUCCUCCGGACGGCGUACAGGGACUUCCUUCCCCCGGAGCUCCACCACUCCGUCGGCUUCCUCCUCCGUGGCCUCAUGACCCGCUUCGACACCGACCUCAAGAUCAUCGUCGAUGAGUACGACGGCUCCUGCAGCAAUGAACUCUACAGCGCCGCCCAGGCUUACCUCGGCAGCCACUGCCUCGACGACGCCCGCGUCGUCCGUCUCGCCAAGCGCCACGACUGCCCCCUCCCUCCUCCCCUCCUACCACACCACCCACGACUCCUUCCAAGGCAUUCCCCUCCAGUGGAGCUCCGUCGUGGAGCGCGCCUCUGCCUCCUCUUCCCCCAUCCGCAGCAGCUCCCUCUCUUCGGACCACCGCUACCUCGAGCUCUCCUUCCACAGCCGCCACCGCGAGGCCGUCCGCUCCCAGUACAUCCCCCACGUCCUCCCGGAGGCCGAGCGCAUCCGCCUCCGGGCCCGGGAGCGCCGCCUCUACACCAACCGCUCUGUCGUCUUCGGCGACGACCACCGUAACCCCUGGUCCCCCGCGCCCUUCUCCCACCCCUCCACCUUCGACACCCUCGCCAUCGACCCGGUUCUCCGCGACGACCUCCUCCGGUUCGUCAGCCGCCGGAACUAUUACUCCCGCGUCGGCCGCGCCUGGAAGCGGGGCUACUUCCUCUACGGUCCGCCCGGGACGGGCAAGACCAGCCUCGUCGCCGCCAUCGCCAACCUGCUCGAGUUCGACGUGUACGACCUAGAUCUCACCGCCCUCCGCCGCCUCCUCGUCUCCACCAACCCCAAGUCCGUCGUCGUCAUCGUUUGUACAGCCUCGUCAACUUACUAAAACAGCCUUUGCUCCCUUCGUAGA